This is a messenger RNA of Pipistrellus kuhlii (Kuhl's pipistrelle), 6465 nucleotides long. RefSeq names its product BRCA1 interacting helicase 1 (gene BRIP1). The record is from RefSeq and is a predicted model, not a curated record. NCBI's taxonomy places the organism in Eukaryota, Metazoa, Chordata, Mammalia, Chiroptera, Vespertilionidae. Gene Ontology annotation, cellular component: nucleus. Gene Ontology annotation, molecular function: DNA binding; ATP binding; hydrolase activity, acting on acid anhydrides, in phosphorus-containing anhydrides. The transcript has 24 exons. Bases 244 to 4365 code for a protein of 1373 amino acids. Gene Ontology annotation, biological process: double-strand break repair involved in meiotic recombination; nucleotide-excision repair.
GAGAGUUGUGGCGGGGACCGAUGGGAACUGGGGGAGAGGAAAACUAAGGCGGCGCGGGCCCGCGACCAGGCCCGGGGGCAGCAGCCUAGCGAGGGCGGGGGAGGCCACCACCUCCCCUCGGCGCCUGGGCUCCGCUUUGUUUGCUCGCCGACGUCGCGUCCUUUUCUCCCGUGAGUCGGAGCCCGGGCUGCGUCGCUUCGGUUUUCCUCAGCCCAGUUAGGAAUCUGAAGUAAACAGGAAAGUAUGAUGUCUUCAGAAUGGUCUGAAUAUACCAUUGGUGGGGUGAAGAUUAACUUUCCUUGUAAAGCUUAUCCAUCCCAGCUUGCUAUGAUGAAUUCUAUAGUAAAUGGAUUGAAAACAUUUGAUGGGUUCAUUGACGAACAUCUAACCUUUGGAAAAUAUUACUGUUCCUGGCUACACUGUGUGUCCAUGAUUGUCAGAGGAUUGAAUAGUAAGCAGCAUUGUUUGUUGGAAAGUCCUACGGGAAGUGGGAAAAGCUUAGCCUUACUUUGUUCUGCUUUAGCAUGGCAACAGUCUCUUAGUGGAAAGCCAGUAGAUGAAAGCUUAAGUAAAAAAGCUGAAGUAUUAUUGUCAUGUUGUUGUACAUGCCAUUCAAAGAAUUUUACAAACGAUGACAUGAAUGAAGGAACUUCACGUCAUUUCAAUAGUACAAGUACACCACCUUCUGAGAGAAAUGGAACUUCAUCACCUUGUCAAGACUCUCCUGAAAAAACUACGCUGGCUGCGAAAUUAUCUGCCAAGAAACAGGCAUUCAUAUGCAAAGAUGAAAAUGAUGAUUUUCAAGUAGAGAAGAAAAGAAUUCGAUCCUUAGAAACUACGCAGCAGAUUAGAAAACGGCAUUGUUUUGAAAAGGAAGUACAUCAUUCUGAUACAAAAGUUACUCCAGGAAAGCCUACAAAACUCAGCUCUCCAUUAAGGAAGAUAAACUCCUUUUCUCCACAAAAUCCCUCUGGUCACUGCUCUAGGUGCUGCUGUUCUACUAAACAAGGAAACAGUCAGGAUUCUUCAAAUGCCACUAAGAAGGAUCAUGGGGGGAAAUCCAAGAUACCAAAAAUAUAUUUUGGGACACGAACACACAAGCAGAUUGCUCAAAUUACUAAAGAGCUCCGGAGAACAGCGUACUCAAGAGUCCCGAUGACUAUUCUUUCCAGCAGGGACCAUACUUGUGUCCAUCCUGAAGUAGUAGGUAACUUCAACAGAAAUGAAAAGUGCAUGGAAUUUCUGGAUGGAAAAAAUGGCAAAUCCUGCUAUUUUUAUCAUGGUGUUCAUAAAAUUAGUGAUCAACACACAUUCCAGACUCUACAAGGGAUGUAUGAGGCCUGGGACAUAGAAGAACUAGUCAGCUUGGGGAAAAAAUUAAAGGCAUGUCCAUAUUACACAGCACGAGAACUAAUACAAGAUGCUGACAUAAUAUUUUGUCCCUACAACUAUCUUCUAGAUGCACAAAUAAGGGAAAGUAUGGAUAUCAAUCUGAAAGAACAGGUUGUCAUUUUAGAUGAAGCUCAUAACAUUGAGGACUGUGCUCGGGAAUCAGCAAGUUAUAGUAUAACGGAAGUUCAGCUUCGGUUUGCUCGAGAUGAACUAGAUUGCAUGGUCAACAAUAACAUAAGGAAGAAAGACCAUGAGCCCCUACAAGCUGUGUGCUGCAGCCUCAUUAAUUGGUUAGAAGCAAACUCUGAGCAUCUUGUGGAACGGGAUUAUGAAUCAUCCUGUAAAAUAUGGAGUGGUAGUGAAAUGCUCUUGAAUUUACAUAAAAUGGGUAUCACCACUGCUACUUUUCCUAUUUUGCAGGGACAUUUUUCUGCUGUCCUUCAAAAAGAAGAAAAAAUUUUAUUGGUUCAUGGGAAAGAGAAGACAAGAGAAAUACCUGUUAUUAGUGCUUCAACUCAAAUAAUGCUCAAAGGACUUUUUAUGGUGCUUGAUUAUCUUUUUAGGCAAAAUAGCAGGUUUGCAGAUGAUUAUAAAGUUGCUAUUCAACAGACUUAUUCUUGGAUAAAUCAGACUGAUAUUUCUGACAAAAAUGGUUUCUUUGUUCCACCAAAAAAUAAGAAACGUUCACGACAGAAAACUGCAGUUCAUGUGCUAAACUUUUGGUGCUUAAAUCCAGCUGUGGCCUUUUCAGAUAUUAAUGGCAAAGUGUGGACGAUUGUUUUGACAUCUGGGACUUUAUCACCAAUGAAAUCCUUUUCAUCAGAACUGGGUGUUACAUUUACUAUUCAACUGGAAGCUAAUCAUGUCAUUAAUAACUCACAGGUUUGGGUUGGCACCAUUGGAUCAGGACCCAAGGGUCGGAAUCUCUGUGCUACCUUCCAGCACACAGAAACAUUUGAAUUCCAAGAUGAAGUGGGAGCACUUUUGUUAUCUGUAUGCCAGAUUGUUGGCCAAGGAAUUUUGUGUUUCUUGCCAUCUUACAAGUUAUUAGAAAAGUUAAAAGAACGUUGGCUCUCUACUGGUUUAUGGCAUAAUCUGGAGUUGGUGAAGACCGUCAUUGUAGAACCACAGGGAGGAGAAAAAACUGAUUUUGAUGAAUUACUACAGGUGUACUAUGAUGCGAUCAAGUGCAAAGGAGAAAAAGAUGGAGCCCUCCUGGUAGCAGUUUGUCGUGGUAAAGUGAGUGAGGGUCUGGAUUUCUCAGAUGACAAUGCCCGCGCUGUCAUAACAAUAGGAAUUCCUUUUCCAAAUGUGAAAGAUCUUCAGGUUGAACUAAAGCGCCAAUAUAAUGACCAGCAUUCAAAAUUGAGAGGUCUUUUACCUGGUCGUCAAUGGUAUGAAAUUCAAGCAUACAGGGCCUUAAAUCAGGCCCUAGGUAGAUGUAUUCGACAUAAAAAUGAUUGGGGAGCUCUUAUUUUAGUGGAUGACCGCUUCAGGAGUAACCCAAAUCGAUAUAUAUCUGGACUUUCUAAAUGGGUACGGCAGCAGGUUCAGCACCAUUCAACCUUUGAAAGUGCCCUGGAUUCUUUGGCUGAAUUUUCCAAAAAGCACGGAAAGCUCAUUGAUGUAUCCAAAGAGGACAGAAAGUCUCUACAGGACAGGCAGUGUACACAUGAAGUGGCUUGUUUGAAGGACAAUACCUCACCUUACUUUUUAGAAGCAGCAAAUCCUCUAUUAUCAGAAAAUCCUAGGGAAGAUGUUCCAGGAUUAUUGGAAGAGUCUGGCCAGGCAAUGGAAGCAGAAAACAUUGGGAUUUCCAGAUCCGCAAGCCCAACCUUCAACAAACAAGCAAAUAGAGUUAGCUGGUCUAGUUCUAAUUCUUUGGGGCAGUGUUUUUCUGGUAAAAUUCUGACUACAACACCUAAGUUUAGGUCAUCAGAGGACUGUGCCUCUAGUUCUUCCACUUUCAAAACAGAAAAGGAUUGUGAAACUGUUUUGCCACUCACUGAUAAAUUUGAAUCUUCAUCUCUAAAAGUAAACACAUCAUUUGAACCAUGCUCUCAGUCAGAAACUAUUAUUCCAUCAGUAAAGAUUGAGGCUGCUCUUAAAAAAGAUCAUUCCGAACAGCUACUCUGCUCUAAAGAAGCCCUGGAUCCAGACAUUGAAUUAUCUCUAGUGAGUGAAGAAGAUAAACUUUCUACUUCAAAUAGAGAUUUUGAAACAGAAGCAGAAGAUGAAUCUAUCUAUUUUACCCCUGAACUUUAUGAUCCUGUAGAUAAAAAUAAAGAAAAAAAUGAACUAGUUGAAACUGAUAGAGACAAUAGAUUGGCCAAUGAUUCAAAUUGUAUUUUAGCUGAAGAUCUUUUUGAAACUAGGACUACAACAGAAGUAGAUUCAGUCAGGAAAAUGAAAGUUGAGGAUUGCUCAGACACAAAGUUAAAUAGACUUAUGCAUAUUGAAGAAAGUAAAGAUGAUAUUGAUAAUAAUAUAAAAACAACUCAUAUAAAUGAAUUAGAACUGGAGAAAACUCAUGAAAUGGAUAUAAAGGACUUUAAACAGUCUCCUCCCAAAAAUAAAGGGCUGAAAGUUUAUAGAACAUACAGGCCACGAACCAGGAAAACUACCAGUUGGAGAAAGGGCUUUAUUCAUGGAAGAAAGGACCCAAGUAACCUGCCUUGCCAGUCAGGACUUUAUUGUAUUAUUUGUGGAAGUGAACUAUUACCUAAAGCAGAAGGAGGAGUUUUUAAAAAAGUUUUUUCCAAGAAUGCUGUGCUGAUAAAAAUCCAAAGAAUCUUUCUAAAUGUUAAAUUAAAUUGCACAGAAUCUCUUUGCCAUUGCUUAACUGAGUCCAAGAACAGUUCAAAAGAAGAAAAUUCAUUUUAUGUAACCAGGGACAGUGCUGCCCUUAACCAUUUAAAAACCACAUUAGUGGUUUUUCAGACUUCAGUAAAGAAUGAAGGUAAACUUAUUUAAUAGCUAUAUUGCUUUCUUAUCACUUUCUAAACCCCUUAAAUGUAAAUAGGGGACCUUUUUAUUUUCAUGUGAAUUCUCAAAUGAAAAGCAAUUUUAAAAAUUGCUCUUUAAAAUAUGUACCACUGACUUAAGAAUUGCAAAGAAAGAAAAAUAAAACAGAAUCUCAAAUUUUGUUCAAAACAAAGAAAUGUGUAAAUAAGAAAAGUCACAUCAGGACAGAUGAGACAUUGAUCUAUCUGUGUCUGAUACCUAUUCCAAAAAGGAAAAAAACAAAACCAAUUUACAUGGCACACAAAUCCAGGUCCAGUGCGUGCUUUGGCAGGCUUGACCUAGGUAAAGGAUGGGCAGGAGCUUAUGGGAGCAAUCACAUGGUAGAAGCAAUUGGGCUCCACCAGCUGUUUCUAAAAAACAAUGGGAUAGAUGCUUAGAGACAAACAACUCAUAAACGCAAGUAUUUUUACCUUUGCAUAAAUAUCUCAGGCUGCCCUGCCUUGUACAAUUUCCCAGCUAUUUUCAAGUCUGCUCAUCAUGUUUAUUUUUAUUCUGCCAAUACCUGUUUCUAAUGUUGGGUAGAAAGGACUAGGCCAAACACUACUGUUCUUUAUCCCAGCCCUACACUCUCCUAGAAAUAAGUUCUUCCACUCUUCCUAGGGACAAGGCGAGGCAUAUUACUUCUGUUCCAAAAUGCUGACUUCAGAUAACCCAGACACCUAUUAUUUACCAUUUUCAACAUCAGUGGGUUCAUCUAAACCCUUUUCUUCCCAUUUAAAAUCCGAGGGCAACAAGCUCUAUGAUAAUAUACAUUCAUUCAAUACUAAGUAUAAAAGGCCCUAAAAAUAAAACUUGGGAUUUCUUUUUGUUGCUACCCGUUCAAAGGUGGACCAUUCAGGAUAAGUCUGAAUGUUUACUUUGGUUACAAAUGUCUGCAGAAACAUAUGGUCAGAUCAUAUGUUUCUAAUAAUGUUCGCGUCAGUACUUUGCAGCUUUGACCAAUUUCAAUAUUUUCUCUGGAAUUGGAAAUUCUUUCUUGUGGGAAUGUAUUCAUUUAUCAAAAAAAAAAUGAAUAUGUGGUUGUUAAAAUUUCUUGGCUUAGUGCAGUGUGGGAGAUUGUAAGAAGGUUUUGAGAAUUACAACUUUGCAUAGAUUCAUAGUCAUCUUUUACACAAAUUCUUCCCAUUUCAACUGCAUACAUUUAAGCUUGAAGUGAAAAGCUAUGUUGUUAAUUUUUUUCUGUGCUGCAUCAUCCAACAUCUCAUUCUGAGUUUCCAGCCCUUUUUUUUAGUGACUUCCAGGCACAAAUAAAAUUCAAUCACAAGAGAGGUUGGGGAGUGCAGUGUGCAAGAGAGGUUCUCUCUUGGUCUCUUGUCUCUUCUCUGCCAUAACUGUACACCUUUGUCGUGUAGUACCAUUAAUUCCUACAGAAAGUAGCAAGUGCUCAUUCAACACCUGGAACUCUCAUUUCCUCCACAAGAGUUGCAGUUUACUCACUUUAUACCAAAGGCAGGCCAGCACAGAAGGUUAUCCUUGCAAAUUUGAGAUUUGUUUGGUGGAUUGUUCAACUAAAGAAUAUGGAGAAACUUUUUGUCCCGAAACCAGAUAUAUGAUAGUGAUAUCUAUUAUUGUUAUGAAUGUACUGUAAAAGGUAUGCUACUCCUGCAGAUGUAUUACCAGGUCAAAGCUUGAGCAAAAUUACUUUGCUAUUUUAAUUGUGGGAAAUUACAUUCUCAUAGACUUGUAUGAUAAACAAAUUUUUGUUUUAAACUUACUGGUGUUAAAUUUAUGAAAAGUCUCAUUUCACAAUUAAUGUAGAACAAUUUUCUGAUUAUAGAAUAUGGAGAUUUAUAAGGUUCUCAAUUAUACAUAUGGUUGUGUAUUUUUUUAAACAAAGGAUUACAUUUUUCUCUUGAAAACAAUUUUGAUUCUGAGGAAGGCACCAAGCCAAAGGGACUGAAGCAUGAGUUUUGGAUUUGGACAUUUUAAAUCACAGCCUACUGCUUUCUGACUUUAAUUUAUACUCCCUGAAACUGUUUUCUCACCCAUAAAAUGAGGACAAUAAUAAUUACCUCACAGCAUUGCUGUGAAAAUAAAAUAAUUUAUAUA